CAACAACAACAACAACAACAACAACAACAACAACAACAACAACAACAACAACAACAAAACACCCCUGUAAAGAAGGCUACCUUCCCUAACCUGAGAAAAUGUUGUUGAUCAGACUACUGGCUAUCUUCCUCGUCCUCAUUACUAACACGUGGCUGCUCAACCCGGUUCGCUCCGAUGCACUUAGCCGGUACAAACGCGCCAUGGCCCGGCGGGCAGACCGUGAGCUCUCCAGGCUAGCAGGUGAACCCUGCACCGUCUCCGGCGUCUGGAGGUCCCGACGGCAGCCCCGCUCUCUCUCACCGUCCCAACACCGCCCUCCAGCGGCCCGUCCGAGGACGCACACGAGCCUCAGAGAGCUGUACACUGUUAAGAGCGCUCCUGUGGUUUGUGCAGGAGGGUGUAGGGGUGACACCGGGGUGCACCGGGUUGAGGAGAAGGGAGGCUGGGGCGACACAGAGGAUGUGACGGUGGGAGCGGAGGACGGAUAUGUUACGUUGACCGAGCGGCUGUAUGAGAAACGCUCCGCAAACGACGGGAGAGAGCGAAACGGUGUGAGUGCAGACGCCACACAGCUGCCCGGGACGUCUCCGCUUAAAGACGCCGGGCAGAGCGCCUCCUCCUCGGGCCACACGCAGUCGCUAAGCGGCGCCCGCUCCAGACUUGCUCGUAGCGUCGACGCAACGUUACCAUACGAGGAGGACGGCAAGUCCAGUCGGGAGAAAGUUUUCCCCGACAGCUCGACAGAUUCCAGGGGGCUCCGGGUUCUCUACGGACUGCACCAGGGAGAUGGACACCGGCAGCCCUCGACCGGGACUGUGGAGGACGGUGCCGUGGACUUCUCUGGGGAGGUGGAAGAGGCGGAUCCGCCGGCGAGCCUGCCCGUCGGCAGCUCUUCUCCGUGGGGGAGCCCACCGCCUCGGGUGCCCCCCUCAUGGAUGACCGCCCUGUACUUCAGCGGGCGUCGGGAGCAGCUGAAGAUGAAGCCGGCUGCAAGGGUGGAGCUGCCGAGAGACAAGUUCAGCCUGGAGCUGUGGGUGAAGCCCGAAGGAGGGCAGAGCAACCCAGCAGUCAUAGCAGGUGUAUUUGACAACUGUUCCCAUUCACUGAGUGAGAAGGGCUGGUCUGUAGGUAUUCGCACCGUGGAACCAGACGGUACCAAAGACGCAAGGUUCUACUUCACGCUUCGGACGGACCGAGCCAUAAAAUCUACCACUGUCUAUAGCCACCACCGAUACCGCGCCGGUGCCUGGACUCACCUGAUGGCCACUUACAACGGCCACAACAUGACCCUGUAUGUUGAUGGAGCUAAGGUGGGAGAAAGCAAUCUCCAGUCAGGGAAUCUGUACAGUCCCUACAUGAGGACCUGCAGGACCCUCUUCCUCGGCAGUAACCAAUCAGAUCAGGGACCCAGUUUCAGGGGCCAUAUAGGGGGUGUGGUUUUGUGGGGCUACGCCCGCUCUCAUGAGGACCUGCUGAAGCGACCACUUCAAAUCGACAAGAGUGAGCCGGUCCUGGCGAUGUGGGCUGACUUCACUAAUGUGGAACAACAGUGGAUGCCUCAUAAAGUUGGCCUCCAUCCGAGCAUCAUCACCACUCCUGUCCCUGAAGAAGAACUUGUCUCCUCAUUCCUGCCGCCACCCUGCGGCCUGACACCCUGCGACAACACCGACAUCAUCUUAGGCUACAACAACAACUGGCAGCUCCGUGCCCCCAAGCGAGUUCGCUACCGGAUCGUCAACCUCUCCAAAGACGACGGCCGAAACCCCACCGUGUCGCAAGCCCAGAUCGAACUCCAGCACCAGGCUCUGACUGAGGCCUUUCGCCCCUACAACAUCACCCUGGAUCUGAGCGUGCACACUGUCAGAAACUCCAGCCUCCAACAGAGGUUUAUCCUCAGCAACUGCCGAAUUGGAAAGAUUGGGAAUCGCCAAUGUGACCCCGAGUGCGACCAUCCAAGAACGGGCCACGACGGGGGGGACUGCCUCCGACUGGGGCCCUGCUACAACUGGAAGAGACAGGAUGGGGUUUGUAACAUGGAGUGCAACAGCAUACACUACGACUACGAUGACGGAGACUGCUGUGACCCAGAGAUCACUGACGUCCUCAAGACCUGCUUCGAUCCCGAGUCCCCUGACAGGGCCUACAUGAGUGUGAAAGAGCUAAAGGAGGAGCUACACCUGAGCGGCACUGACACACUCAAUGUUUUCUUUGCCAGCAACUCAGUGCGUGAAGAGCUGGCAGGAGCUGCAACUUGGCCGUGGGCAAAGGAGGCUCUUACCCACCAAGGUGGGAUGGUGCUGAACCCAGCCUACUUUGGCACAAUGGGCCACCACAACACCAUGAUCCAUGAGAUGGGACACAUCUUUGGCCUGUAUCAUGUCUUCAAAGGCGUGAGUGAGCGGGACUCCUGCGAUGACCCAUGUCAGGAGACCACCCCGUCCAUGGAGACAGGAGACCUAUGUGCCGACACCGCCCCGACACCCAAAUCUAAAGCCUGCCGCGACCCUGGAGCUGUGAACGAUACCUGUGGAGUCACCACGUACCAGGACACACCUUAUAGCAACUACAUGAGUUACACAGAUGACAACUGCACAAACCAUUUCACUCCCAACCAAGUGGCUCGGAUGCACUGUUAUCUCGACUUGGUCUACCAGAAGUGGCUAAUGGACCGUCAACCCGCCCCCAUCCCUCUGGCCCCCAUCGUAACUGACCAGAGCCCAGAUUCUGUCUCUAUCUACUGGCUGCCACCCAUGAGAGGACCACUUUAUCAAAGCUCCUCACUCCAUGUGUCUGCCGUCAACUGCGGAGACUGUGAGAAAGAUGGCGUUUUCCACCAGUACGCCCACGAGGCCACCUCUCCUCGCAUCUGUGACACAUCAGGCUACUGGACACCGGAGGAGGCAGUUGGCCCACCUGAUGUGGAGCAGCCCUGUGAUCCCAGUCUCCAGGCGUGGAGUCCUGAGCUCAGCCUUUACGACACUAAUGUGACAUCACCUUGCCCCGACACGGAGGGCUGCACCCUGACUCUGAGAUUCCUUCACCCCAUUGUCCCGCAUGCACUCACCCUCUGGGUCACCUACAUCUCUUCCAACAACCCAGCCAUAGCCAACGUAGAGCUGAUAACUGAUACGGGCAAAAGCAUUAACCUUGGACCCCAGCAUGUCUUCUGUGACAUGCCCCUCACCUUGCGGCUUGACACUCACAGUGUCGCCAUCGCCGCAAUAAAACUCUGCACCUUUGAUGAGAAGAUGGAGAUCGAUGCAGCCAUGUUGUCCUCAGGCACCAGCAGCCCGCUGUGCUCUGGCUGCCAGCCUCUGCUGUACUGGAUUCAGCGGCAGCCGCCCUUCACCGGCAAACCCUCAUUGCCCCAGACUCAGCAGACAUUCACUGACAGCUCUGUAACGCAGGGAGUUGAGUACCAGUACACAAUCCAGGUGGAGGCGGACGGUCUCCUCAGCGAUCCCUCCUCACCUCUCCUCUACACCCAUGGGCAGUCCUACUGUGGGGAUGGCCACAUACAAGGGACAGAAGAAUGUGAUGACAGUAAUCUGCUGGAUGGUGACGGCUGCUCUAAGAAAUGUCAGAAGGAGAUGGGCUUCAACUGUAACGGUGAACCCAGUCAAUGUUAUGUUUUUGAUGGUGACGGUGUAUGUGAGGAGUUUGAGCGGGGCUCCAGCGUUCAGGACUGCGGUUACUUCACACCUGUGGGCUACACGGACCAGUGGGCAUCCUCCGCCACCGCUUCCCACCAGGACCCCAACCACUGCCCUGCCCACGCCGCCACCGGGGAGCCGGCACUCACCAAGCUCUGCAGGUACCAGCACCUGGACGUGAGUGAGAAACUGCCCAGCGACGCCUGGUUCCCCUGCACAGCCCCGUCCGACACAAACAAUGACCUGGAACAUUCAUUCUGGCUGAAGGUGGGAUUCGUCAAUCCUGGAGUGGCAGCCUCUGUAAUGGUGUACCUGGCUUCAGACGGGUCGUGGUCUGGAGAGCAGUGUCGGAGGACAGCCACCCUCUUUCUGUCUGAUACUACUGGCAAAAACCACUCACUAGGGACGUAUGACCUCUCGUGCCACCGGAACCCGUUGGUGGUGAAUGUGACCCACGACCUCUCUCAGCCCUUCUUCCUCACGUCCUCCAUCAUCCUCCUCUUCUCCUCCCGCUCUGUGGCAGUGGGAGGCGUGGCUCUGAGGACCUCCUGUCACUUCAGCACCUUCGCCCUGACCGGCUGUUUGCGGCAGCCGUGUCAGACGGAGAGCUGCAGCCCUCCUCAGCUAGAGCACGCGUCCGUCAGGUGUACGGGAGGAGGGGAGGCCUCUCGCUGCUCCGUUCAGUGUCACCGUGGUUUCAGUAUCACUGUCCUCAAUGGCAGGGUUCCCCCGCCCCAUCAGAGAGAAGCAGAGCUGGAGUGUUUCCAUGGUUCGUGGGAUCGUGCGGUCAGCUGUCAGCCUGUAGACUGCGGCCUGCCCGAUCAGUCUCACGUCUACCACGCCAUAUUCAGCUGCCCCGGGGGAACCACCUUCGGCAAACACUGCUCCUUCACCUGUGGAUCGCCAGCCAUACUACAAGGUGACAGUGACAGGUUGGUGUGUUUGGAAGACGGUCUGUGGUCUUUCCCAGAGGCUUACUGCAAGAUAGAGUGUCCAGAGGUCCCGAGCAUACCCGAUGCCAAGCUGCUAACAGCAGACUGUACGGCCUCGGGGCACGAUGUUGGCUCCGUCUGCCGUUACAAAUGCAACCCAGGCUUCUAUGUAAUAGGGAGCCUCAAAAAGAAGACACCAAGGAAGUACUUCAGGUUGGAGUGUCUGAAAGGGGGUCAGUGGGAGGAAACCGGAUGUGAGCCGAUAUCCUGUCCAGCCCUGCCGGACGUAUUCCAGGGCAUGUAUACCUGCACCAAUGGCCUGUACUACGACACCGUCUGCACCCUGCAGUGCUCGGACACUACGGAAAAUAGCGAGAUUCGCUGCACUAAAGACGGGAGAUGGACGGCAGAGUUCACCAUGUGCUCCAGGCUCCAGGGAUCCUGCUCCGGCCCCUCUGAUCUCAACUCUGUGGAGUACAGCUGUGACCAGGGGAUGGAUGUUGGUGCUGUUUGCUACCCAACAUGCAUUGUGGCUCUGGACAUGGAUCUGCGUGACCCUGUGGUUCUGCCUAAUGGCACCACAGCUGACUCUUUAAAGCACUGGAUGCUGCCCACCAGAGUCCAGAGCAUAGUCUGUACAGGGAUGAUGAAGUGGUACCCUGACCCUCAACACAUCCACUGCAUCCAAUCAUGUGAGCCCUUUGGAGGGGAUGGCUGGUGUGACACCACCAACAACCGGGCCUACUGCCAGUAUGACGGAGGAGACUGCUGCCCGUCCACACUCUCCACCAGAAAGGUCAUUCAGUUUGGGGCGGACUGCAAUCAGGAUGAGUGCACUUGCCGUGAUCCGGACGCCGAGGAGAAUAAGAGCAAAGCCAAGCAGUUGGAAGGAGGAGGAGGAGGAGGUGGAGCUGGAGGAGGUGGAAUGCAAUAAGAUGGAGGAAUGAAAGAAGCUGAACCGCAGAGUACACACCACAACAAACAAACAAAAAAAACAUUCUUUUUUUUUUUUUUUUAAACAUUUUAUAAUGUGAAGAAUGCGACUGAAAUCAGACUUCAUACAAUAAAAGGCCAUUUUCAUCUUUAUCAGAAGCGAUCUUGCUCAUCACACACCAGCCAUGAUGGUUUAAAAUCUGAUUCUUGUGUUGAACGCAGCCAAAUAACUUGCACACAUGGACAGUGUUUUCCUCUCCUGUUAACGAGUUAAGGGUUUUCCAGACUGCCGCGUUUGAGAAAAUGACAUUUUGAAAAUGAGGAGACCGACUGAGAAAACCAUGAGGUCUAGUUCAAAUGAGGUUAAAAGGCAGUUUAUCCACUGCUGUACAAAUCAAGUCAUCAUAAUUGGAUCGAAUCACUGUAAAUGGAUUCAAGUACUUCUCUGGACUUGAUUAGCCUCGGGAUAAAGAAACCAAAAGAACUGGCUGUGCCUGUUAAGGACAUGCACAGACCUUACAGUAAGGGCUACUGCUGCUUAACGUGUUCGCUGUAGCAUCCAGUUAGCUAUCUUAGCGUCUCACAGAAUUAUUUCAGCACCACGUUUAAAUCGUACCGAAGCCAAAACACAUCUCUCACUCAAGUUGAAUGACAGGCUCCUCAAAAACCCAACGAGGACUAGUCAGAUCAAAUCAAAGCCAAAUGGCCAAAGGAGAAGCGGCAUCUAAUUUCUAUUCCACUACACGGAAAUAUUACCUCAAAACCAAAUCCCCUCUGUCUUCAUGGCAGAACAAAAACAAAAAAAAGAAGAAAAAGAAAAAAGAAAAGUGAUACUAAUACUGACAUGACGUAUAAUCUUCAUCAUCGUGCACCAGAUCCUUCUACAUGAAGCUGUAAGAGGAUACAUAUCUGUAAAGACUAACAUGUAUAGACUAAUAUAUUUGGAUCACCUAACAUAUCUACUAGAUCACGUAUUAGUCGCACAAGUCAACACUAUUUAUAUCUCAACUCCAGUAAUACAAACAUUUAUUUGUACCACACAGCAUGUGCACAGGGCUUUCCAAAAGGGACAUGUUUUUUUUUGACGAUUGUAUUUACACACACACACACACACACACACACACACACACACACACUCUAACACACACACACACACACACACAAAAAAAAAAUCUUGUUGGAUGAGUUAUGUCGUCCGUAUCUAACAUCAUAUCUAAUUGGGAAAAAAAACAAAAACAAACAAACAGCAGAGUACAGUUCAAACUGCAUAAUGUCAAAAGGGAAGUUCUUAAAUAUCUUGAAUUUCCACAGCAGGAGGAGAUUGUCAGGCUGCUUCACAAAUCAGUCAACAAGGAGUCCAAUUGAAAAGAUGCCAAAAAUAUAAAGAGUUGUUGUGAAGUUCAGCACGGGACGUCGGCUCUCUCCUGCUUGCAUGUUUGUGUGUCAGAAAGGUUCUGGUAUCCACUAGAAAAGAAAUCCCAAGUAUCCCAUCCAAAUAUUGUAUCUAUAAAAGUGUACUCAUGUUCUUUGUGAUAUUUUACAGUACUUUAUACUCUAUAUGAAAUAAAUAGCAACUUUAUAUUGACCCCUAUAAUUUGUUUCCUGGCAGUUUGUUUGAUUCACGUUCACUGGCUCGGGACGUCGCCUGUGUGGAUUUCUGUGCGUGAGCACGUGUGUUUGGAUAACCCCACAGAGAGAGGCUGGCUUUUAAUUUGAAAUGACAGAAUAACUGAAUCACCCCGAAGGAGGAUUUGAGCGCGCUCUGCGUUGUGUUUCGA
Molecule: messenger RNA, 7296 nt
Organism: Seriola aureovittata
Lineage: Eukaryota; Metazoa; Chordata; Actinopteri; Carangiformes; Carangidae
Gene: pappa2
Product: pappalysin 2
Exons: 27
Coding region: 99-5519 (1806 amino acids)
Molecular function (GO): metallopeptidase activity
Source: RefSeq, a predicted model, not a curated record